UGUAUAAACUUUUUUUGCAGACGACAAUACAUUUCUCCGAACAAAAUGUUUAAAUUGUGGACCUUAAAUGAGUAUUUACAAGAAACUGACGUGCAUGAGAUAAUCAAAGACGAUAAUGGAGAAGGAAGAGACAGAUGGAGAUCUCAUUCUAAGGAAUGUUCAAAACAUCCGGAAACGGUUGCUCCAUACAGAGAGAAGUCUUCAGCAACUGCAGACACCCAGAGGCAGAGAUUCCAGGUAUGCAUAUUCAUCAGAUGGUGACUCCCAAGUGGAUGAGACACUGCAACCUUUGACCUUGGAUGACCUUACAGAUGACUUCUUAGAUAUAGGGUCAAGUGAGGGAAGGUAUCAGAUCCCACAUCCCAGAUCCCGUCUUGAGACUGGCAUCAUGCAAGGGGCUCAUCAGUUUGAUGUUCCUCACCAGGUCCAACCGCACAAAAGAGUACCGGUACAUAAUAAUGGUGCAGUGCAAGGAUCCAAGGCAUCCAUCCACGAUAUGGAGAACGAGUCUCUGAGAAAGAAGCUGCAGACACUGAGAGAUGAAAACUCAAGUCUCGUCACGAGUAAUCACAAGUUACUCACCGAGUUGGAGAGUACAGAGUAUGAGCUACGCACAACUCAAAGCCAGCUACACGUUGUAAGUCAUGACCUGGAAGCUAAGAAUGAAGAAGUUCCAUCGCUACGGGACAAAGUAGCUCAGUUGGAGUCCAGCAUCAAAUUGGAUGAUGAGGCACUAAGGACUGCUGACGGGCGCCUGGUUGAACUGGAGUGUGAGAUUAAAGAGAAGGAUUCCCUCCUGAAGCAGUGCCGAGAAGAAUCCAAGACCAUUAAGGCAGAGUUAACGUAUGAAACACAACAGAGAAAAAGGGCUGAGAAUCAGCGAGAUGAAGCCAUGCAGAAUCUUGAAGAACUCAGUGAUCAACUUAACGAGUACAGGUCCAAGACCAAAGAGAAACUCAAAAAGACCCAAGAUACUGAAGAUCAUUUACGAGACAGUCUUCUUCACUGUGAUAAAGAGAGGGAGGACUUACUUGAGAAAGCCACCGCUCUAGAAGGAGAGCUCCAAGAUGCUAGAGAGGACAUGAGGACGCUAAAGGAAGAGUCCAUCGUGAGUAUGGAGUCCACAACCCAAGACCUACAGUCCACCGUCUCAAGCCUGAACCAGCAGCUCAGUCACCUCCAGCAGGAUCUGGACACCAAGACCAAGGAGAACAGAGACUUAAAGGAGCUGACUGAGCGACAGAAUGAGAGACUCAGAGAAUGCCAGCGAGACAUAGAGGCCAGUCACACUGAGCUGAAGCGUCUGGAGGAGAUGGCACGGAAACUACAGGAGCGAAUGAGAAACUCAGGAGACUCUGCCCUCAUUCACUACGACAUUCCCCGUCCCGUCCGGACAAGCAGCCCGGCAUCAGACCCCGGCCUCAUCGCGCACACGGGGCGCAGAAACGCCAGUCCUACGCGGAGCACCCUGUCCGCGGAUCAGAGUUACGACACUAGCUGGAAUGAUGAAGUGGAGCUGGGAGGGUUAGUGGGCGGGGGAAGCAACCGAGCCCUCGUUGCAGAGUUGAGGAUGAAGUUAGCAAUGAAGGAAGCUGAGAAUCACAGAUUACAAGCAGCUCGGCAGCGAGACACGGCCGGUGUGUCUUUAUCAAGUAGCGGUACAAUGGAUGGGCUUAGGUCAGAAUUUACAGCCCUCGUCGAAAAAAACAAAAUUGGUGACCGUAAGGCCCAGGAGCUAAGUAACAUCAUCAAUCGUCUUGAAGAGGAGAGGACCAGGCACGCAGGGAACCUUGUGCGCCUGCAGGAGCGCUUGACCGAGCAGGAGGCUCACAGUACGGCCGUGGAGUCCCAACUUGACCACUACAACACCCAGCUGAAGAUACUCCAUGAUGAGAUCGAGAAGAAGGAGAAACAAGUGUCCACGCUCAAGGCAGAGCUUGAGAAGGAGAAUGGCUUAGUAGCUCAUCUUGAGGAACGUCUUGCUGAGAAGACUGCAUCCGUUGAUGAAGCUACCUCCAACCAUGCUGAUCUAGAACAUCAACUCGAUGAACAGACCUCGGAGCUCAGGGAACUACAGAAUGUCUUAGAGAGGAAGACGGAGGAGUUUGAACAGACCAAUGAUGCAUUAUCCACAGUGAAGGAGCUUCAUGGACAACAUUGUCAAGAAAUGCAGCAACAGAUAGAAAAUCUCCUGGAAAACAAAGAGACACUGUCAACCGAUCACCUUCAACUCAGCCAGACUGUCGCCCAGCUGCAAAGUGAGCUUACAUCCCAAAAAUCACACAGCGAGUUAUUGGAAGCAGAACUGGACAAAGUCAAAACAGAAUUAGAUGCGGAGGUCAGGGAGCUUAGAGAGAGCAAAGAGACCCUUGAGAUGAGAGCCAACGAGGAUGGUCAGAGAGUCUCUCAGCUGGAAGCAGCUCUGCUCAUCUGUAAGGAAGAGCUGACUGGUUAUAUCGAUAAACUAGAUAACAUGAGAGACAGACACGAGCAGGAUCUACAGAGUAAGAAGAAUGAGAUGAAGAAGUUGGAGAAGCAGUUGAAGCAGGCUAAGGAGGAGUUGGAGACGGUUGCAGACCAGGUUCUAGAGUUAGAGCAAGCCUUGAAUGAACGACAGCAGAUGCUGCAGCAGAGUGCCUCUCGUAUGGCCGAGCUAGAAGACAAAGAGGGACAGUUAGAACACCAGGUGUCUCAUCUUGAGAAAGGUUUAAAUCACAUCACUACAGAGGCUGAGAACGAUGCUGCAAUGAUCGAGAAAAAGCUUCAUCAAGCAUGUAUGGAUCUUGAAGACAGGAGCACCCAGCUCACAGAAAUUACUACAACUCUAAGCCAAACACAGUCGGAGCUCGCUGAGGCCAACACACGGUCCGCUGACCUUGAGCGACAGCUCAGCCAAACUAAGAAAGACUGUGAUAACCACGCUAACAAAGCAACCCACCUGGACAUCGAUCUGAGAGAAGCAAAGCUACAACUCGAUCACAAAACUGAAAAGGUAACAGAUCUUGAGAAGUCCCUAGCAGAGGCCAGACUGGACAACAAACAACACGGAGAGCGUUUCCAGGAUCUAGACGGCGAGCUUCGCAAGGCGCAGCUUGAGAUGCAGGCUGCCACCAAGCAGCUGUCUGAACUACAGCGAUUGCUGCAACGAAGCCGGGCAGAGACUAAGCAAAAACAGCAGCGGAUGCAAGAGCUGAAUGAAGAGCUGCGGCGAAGCCAAGAGGAGUCAAGGAGUCGGAGUCAAGAUAUUGUUGAGAUGGAUGAAGCCCUAAAGAGCAGUCAACGAGAGCUUCAUCAAAGAGCAUCACAGGUGAGCCAGCUUGACAUGGUGGUGAAGGAGCAUCAGAGUGAAUCAGAACAGAAGAUUCUUCAGUUGGAGAGCAGCUUGAAUAAAACUCAGUAUGAGCUGAAACAAUGUUCCAGGCAGAUGACUGAGGUAGAUGAUAGAUGCCAGGAGCAGCAGGAGACGUUGAAGGAGCGUGCCUUACAGUUGCAGCAAUUAGAGCAGGUAGUCGCCAGGCAGAAGAAUGAAAUCAACCGCAAGACCAUGGAGAUCACACAACUCCAGCAGAGGGUAGAUGACUUGAUGAGACAGUCCAGUAAUUACCGAGAGGAUGAGUUGGCUCAGGGCCAGCAGCUACGUCUGGCUAGAGAGCAGAUGCAGCGUCACCAUGUAGAGCUGACUGAGGCUAGACGGCAGCUGGCAAAGGUGCAAAGAGAAAAGGACCAGCUCGCCAGAGAGUUAGAAGACACCCUGAAGCUCUGUCACUCCAAGGAUGAAGACCACGCUAGGCUAGCUGAGGAGCACGGCGCCAUCAUUGCACGCGAGACCGAGACGGAGACCAGGUUCGGUGCUGAGCUUGAGCGCAUACGUGAUCUUCAGAUGAGGGAACUGGACGAGAAAGAACGCGAGUUGACACAGCUACGAGACAGUCACUCAGCCCUUCUGGCCUCCAAGAACCAGCUGGAGGCGAGUCAUCGUUUAGAGAUCAACAGAAUCAAGGAGGUUGAGAUAAGGAGUAAGCAGGAGGCGGCGUCGAGCAGGGAGAAGGCAACGGGUCUAGAAAAUGAGCUCCUGGCUCGGAAGGAGGUGAUUGAAGCGGCUAACGAGGCUAUUGUCAUUAAGGAAGCUGAGGUAGCCCGCCUGAAUGCCCGCAUAUCCGGAUACGAGAGGGCGACAUUUGGAACCCCGUUUACCAAUCAGGACACCCAGAAUCACCCAUCACCGUUUGCUCGUAAUAGGAGUGCCCCAUACCUCAUGCCGUCACUUUUACCUGGAUCCCACUCCCAGGUCCAGUCCCCUCGGACCGUCCUCAGACGAAGCACCUCCGACCUCUACCUGGCGUCCGUCGGGAACGACCCCUUACUCCAAAACGGGUUCCACGUAUCCGGAGAAACUCACCACGAUCCCUUCACUCGUUCAGGUCCGAAGAAGCAUUCGCGACAUCUCACGGAUACCGGUUACCAAUCGCGCGGGGGGCUAUACGGCAGCCAGGACUACCAUCAACCCCCGACGACUCACACUCCGAUACGCUACGACCCAAACGACUCCCAUACACAUGAUAGGGUGCUGAAUGAUCCUGACCGACUCGGGCAUUUCUCUGAUACAGACAGCGCGGACGAUAAUUUUGAAUCGUUCCAGGGGAUGCUUGCAAAUGUGAAUCAUCAAAUGACGAAUCAGCAGCAACAACCUCAGAGCGACCCCCAUGCUAUGAACUUCAAUAUUUCAGGUAUCGCCGGUGAUCAAUCACACUCCCUGGCAAAUUUAACUCUAGAGGACUCAGAGUUGAAGUUGAAUCUCUCCGAGCUGCAGGAGGGUGGAGGAGAAAGUCCAAGGAAAUCAAGACCUGGUGCGAGGAUGUCUUCAGGAAAUCUUGGAAGCAGACCUGGGGCUUCUCCAUCGUCAAGGGACGGGGCUGGUAGAUCUCCAAGACAGAGUUCCUCGCUUGGUCAUAGACCGAAGAUCAUGCAGUCUCCAUUUGGUGCAUCACCUCAGAGUUUGCCACUGAAGAAACGUCUAGCGUCGCAGCGAGCCAAGAUGGCCGCUAACAAGUCCACGACAGAAACUCCACUCAAACCAGAAGAUUGCAUGGCCGAUCUGCAGGACAGAUUACGCGCCAAUGAUGUAAGACGGCGUCGCAUUGACGACCAGUUGUACAACAUGAGAGACCACGCCCGCAAAAUCACCAAUCGUAUUCUCGGAAAAGACGAACCGGAAAAAUGAGAAGCAGUUUUAGGCUGGCGCCUUGAACUGUAAAGUUUGAAUUGUUGUCAAUUCUAUUGGAUCCUUAAGCGUCACACAGCAUUGUAUUCCAGAGCUUCCGACUCUCUCUUGAUUGUGCAGAAAGUUUCCUGAAAAUAAACCAAUAUUUCCAGUUCCAGUUCUGCCACAUAGCAAUUUUGUUGUAUGAUUUGAAAGGUUCACAACAUUUUGCUUAGCAUUUAAAAAGUUUAAGCAAUGAAUUGCGUGACUUUCAGUCUUCCAAUCAAAUGACAAGGAUCUACUUGGGCGUUACAUAAUAUUAAUUAUCUUCAAGUACGCGCUAAUCCUUAAAUCAGAUUCGCAGAAUAAAAACCUAUAUUGCACGGCUAAU
Asterias rubens (European starfish) is the source of this 5591-nucleotide messenger RNA. Its product is annotated as coiled-coil domain-containing protein 18-like. The transcript has 29 exons. Bases 116 to 5221 code for a protein of 1701 amino acids. The record is from RefSeq and is a predicted model, not a curated record. NCBI's taxonomy places the organism in Eukaryota, Metazoa, Echinodermata, Asteroidea, Forcipulatida, Asteriidae.